CACAACAUCGUGACGAGUUGUAGGUUUUACAUGCGGUUGUUUUUCGAGUAUUUUUUUAUACGCUUUUGCCCCGCACAUGACGUUGUUGUUAUUACCGCAGUGUGUGUACCUGUGCUGAGGUAUUGGACGGUUAUCCACUGUGACGAUUUUGAGACCUCUUUGCUGAGUUUUGAGAAGUUGGACCGAGCGUCACCAGACCUGUGGCCAGAGCAGUUGCCCGGAGUUGCAGAAUUUGCUGCAUCUUGUAAAAACCCCAUCACUAAUUCACCCCCUAAGUGGAUGGCUGAACUAGAGAGCGAGGACAUUGAAAUGUUGAAAGAGUUGGGUAGUCUGACCACAGCCAACCUGAUGGAGAAGGUCAAAGGACUUCAGAACCUCGCUUACCAGCUCGGCUUAGAGGAGUCCAGAGAAAUGACCAGAGGGAAGUUUCUGAACAUCUUGGAGAGGCCCAAGAAGUGACAGUGACUUUUUUUUUUUUUUUUUUUUUUUUUUUUUUUUUUGGAGAGAGAGAGAGUUUUUUUGUGUAUGUGUUUUUCUUUUCUUUUUGAAAAUGUGGGACUGCAAAGGAGAAUUUGAUCUAUGCGUUUAUGUUCCGAACAUGUUCAGACCUUCACAACAAAGUGUAAAGACUUUGCGCUCAAACUGUAGUUGGAGCAAAAUGCUCUCAAUCACGCACACACACACAGACACACACUGAGGCCAGUGUCAGUGGACCUGUUCUCUCAUAGAUAGAUGCCUUCACAUUGAUGAAAAUGAUGUAAUAACUUCCUCACUGUAUUUCUCUGUAGCUUGUAGACCUGCUUUGACUAAAUGUUCCCUAUUUAUUCUUGUUUCUAUUUUAAACAUCUUUUUUUUCCAAUUUGUGAAGUUGUAUAAUAAAGUUUUAAAACUAAAA
Larimichthys crocea (large yellow croaker) is the source of this 895-nucleotide messenger RNA. RefSeq names its product lin-52 DREAM MuvB core complex component (gene lin52). The transcript is spliced from 6 exons. The record is from RefSeq and is a predicted model, not a curated record. NCBI's taxonomy places the organism in Eukaryota, Metazoa, Chordata, Actinopteri, Sciaenidae. Gene Ontology annotation, cellular component: DRM complex. Bases 31 to 459 code for a protein of 142 amino acids. Gene Ontology annotation, biological process: regulation of DNA-templated transcription.